AUGUCGGACUGGGAUACAGUGACAAUUCUUCGAAAAAAGCCUCCUAAGGCGUCAGCUCUGAAAACAGAACAAGCAGUAAAUGCUGCACGUCGCCAAGGUUUACCAGUAGACACUCAACAAAAAUAUGGUGCGGGAACUAAUAAACAACAUGGCACUACAAAGAAUACUGCAAAACUGGACAGAGAAACUGAAGAAUUACGACAUGAAAAAAUACCCCUGGACUUAGGAAAACUAAUAAUGCAAGGUCGACAAGCUAAAGGCAUGAGUCAAAAAGAUUUGGCUACAAAAAUAUGUGAAAAACCUCAGAUUGUUAAUGACUAUGAAGCCGGUCGAGGAAUACCUAAUAAUAUUGUUCUUGGCAAAAUUGAAAGGGCAAUUGGAAUAAAACUACGUGGAAAAGAUCGUGGCCAACCGCUACAGCCUCCUGGAGGAAAGAAU
Brenthis ino (lesser marbled fritillary) is the source of this 438-nucleotide messenger RNA. NCBI's taxonomy places the organism in Eukaryota, Metazoa, Arthropoda, Insecta, Lepidoptera, Nymphalidae. The record is from the annotation of a GenBank genome assembly.